AUGGAAAAUUCAGGAAAACCCGAAGUCGAAUGUGGAGACAAAACAAUCGAAGUCGUAUUUCUAACUGAGGCACUUUUUGAAGGACGAAUUUUCGUAAUUGGCCACUCAAACGACACUAACUGCUUUUCACGAGAUGUUGGACGUUUAACUACAUCUAUAUUAAUCGAUAAGGACAAAUGUGGUGUUGUUACAACACGAUCGGUACGUUCUUCGAAUCAAUUAUUGAUCCGCCCUCUGAUCAAUUAUCGAUCGCCCCGCAUUGGUGAUCGGUUAUCGAUCCUUCGCGUUAGUAAUCGAUUAUCGAUCGCCCCAUAUCAGAUCUAUCGGGUUAGAAUGGAAACACCAUACGUAGUUUGGAACAAAAAAAAACUAUAUUUGGUCAAAAAUGUCUACAAAGCUUAA
Molecule: messenger RNA, 402 nt
Organism: Haemonchus placei
Lineage: Eukaryota; Metazoa; Nematoda; Chromadorea; Rhabditida; Trichostrongylidae
Source: the annotation of a GenBank genome assembly